This is a messenger RNA of Toxorhynchites rutilus septentrionalis, 1622 nucleotides long. RefSeq names its product aminomethyltransferase, mitochondrial. Lineage: Eukaryota; Metazoa; Arthropoda; Insecta; Diptera; Culicidae. Gene Ontology annotation, biological process: glycine catabolic process. The coding region runs from base 79 to 1332 and encodes 417 amino acids. Gene Ontology annotation, molecular function: protein binding; aminomethyltransferase activity. The transcript has 3 exons. Gene Ontology annotation, cellular component: mitochondrion. The record is from RefSeq and is a predicted model, not a curated record.
GCUUAUCCCCGCUCAGUUCCAAACCGGCAGCGUGAUCGAUCGGAUCGUGUGGACGCGUAUAGUUUCCCCCAUAGACGAAUGUUGUGUUGUUUACCGGCUCACACGAUGCUGGCAGUUUCGGGGAGGAAUGUCUUGCAGGGACGAGGCGUGCAAGUGGCGCGAUGUAUGUCGGCUUCCGCUCAAAUACCACCGAGGAAAACAGCUUUGUAUGAUUUCCACAAGAGCCACGGUGGAAAGUUGGUGGAUUUUGCCGGCUAUUGGCUUCCAGUGCAAUACAGCGAUCAGAGUAUUAUCAAAUCACAUCAUUAUACCCGGGAGUGCGGGUCAAUCUUCGAUGUAUCUCACAUGCUUCAGACGUAUUUGAAAGGCAAAGAUGUUAUUGACUGCUUAGAGUCGGUUUGCACCGCUGAUAUCAAGGGUUUGAAGGAUGGGUCUGGUACGCUGACCGUGUUCACCAACAGCAAGGGAGGCAUUUUGGAUGAUCUGAUCGUGAACCGAGUUUCGGAGCAGAUGCUGUACGUAGUUUCCAACGCCUCACGUAAGGACACGGAUAUGGCGGUGAUGUCCGAUGCUGUGGCAUCGUUCAAAGCGAAAGGAAAGGACGUCUCGGUGGAAUUUCUGUCCAGUGACGAUCAAUCUCUGCUGGCGAUCCAAGGCCCAAGUGCCGUUCCUGCUUUACAAAAACUCUGCACAAAAAAUCUUACCAGCCUUUUCUUCAUGAACAGUACGACUGAUACUAUUGCGGGUGUGGAAAAUUGCAGAAUCACUCGGUGCGGUUACACUGGCGAAGACGGGGCCGAGAUUUCUAUCCCCUCGACAAAAGCGUCGCUCAUUGCAAACGCAUUGCUUGAUGAAAAGAUAGGAAACCUAAAGUUGGCCGGCCUCGGCGCUCGGGACUCGUUGCGUAUGGAAGCUGGUCUUUGCCUUUAUGGUAACGACAUUGAUGAGAGUACAACUCCGGUCGAAGCGGGUCUGCUUUGGUUGGUUGCGAAACGGCGUCGAAGCGAGGGCAACUUUCCUGGACUGGAUGUCAUUAUGAAUCAAAUCAGGAACGGAGUUACCCGACGGCGGGUGGGAUUUAAAAUGUCCUCAGGAUCAGCCCCCGCGCGGCAACAUGUUGAGGUGUACGAUAACGAGCAGCAUAAAAUUGGAGAGAUCACCAGCGGCUGCCCGAGUCCAUGUCUACAGGCAAAUAUUGCUAUGGGCUACAUUCAGGAAGUCUCGAAGAAGGUCGGCACCGAGGUGUCCCUCAAAGUGCGGGAUAAGUUCUACCACAGCCAGGUCGUGAAGAUGCCCUUCGUGCAAACCAAUUACUAUCAGGCACCGAAAUAAAUAAUAAUAUUGUACGGAGGUAAAAAAAAUGUCAUUUUUUCUCUACGAAUUCUCCUCCCAAAUGAAAUAAUUUACCAACACUUUCGCAAUCCACCGUAUGUUGUCAGCUCUACCAAUCCAUUUUCGUUCCAUUCUGAAAAAUUUUUUUUACAUGUGCAAUUCGUUUAUUUUCUUAAGUCAAAAAGUUAUUAUAAAAUAAUUAUUUACAUUUCGUUUUCUAGUUCAAAAUCCAAUGAAAUUAUGUCAAUAAAAUUAUUACUUUUCAUAAUAAAGAUCACAUAUUUUAAGAA